This is a messenger RNA of Spea bombifrons (plains spadefoot toad), 2566 nucleotides long. RefSeq names its product ubiquitin specific peptidase 49 (gene USP49). The transcript is spliced from 5 exons. Bases 110 to 2161 code for a protein of 683 amino acids. Gene Ontology annotation, biological process: protein deubiquitination. Gene Ontology annotation, cellular component: cytoplasm. Gene Ontology annotation, molecular function: cysteine-type deubiquitinase activity; zinc ion binding. Lineage: Eukaryota; Metazoa; Chordata; Amphibia; Anura; Pelobatidae. The record is from RefSeq and is a predicted model, not a curated record.
GUCCAUGCUUUUUAAGUAUUUAUUUGGUAUAAUGAAUAUUCUUAGUAGGCCAUGUGUUUAAUUCCCUCUGUUGUCCAUAUAGGUUGCUGUGUGAGACCUUCUUGUGAACAUGGAUCGAUGCAAACACGUUGGACGCCUGCGCCUGGCCCAAAACCACUCUAUCCUUAACCCACAGAAAUGGAGGUGUGUGGACUGUGACACACAAGAGUCUGUUUGGGCAUGUCUUAAGUGUUCUCACGUUGCUUGUGGACGAUAUAUUGAGGAGCACACCCUUCGCCACUUCCAGGAAAGCAACCAUCCUCUAGUAAUGGAGGUGCAUGAGCUCUAUGUUUUUUGCUAUCUGUGCCAGGAUUAUGUAUUAAAUGACAACCCUGAGGGAGACUUAAAGCUUCUGAGGGGUGCCCUCUCUGCUGUGUGCAGCCAAAAACAGGAAGCCACUAGCCGGAGAAGCUUGAGGUCACAGGCCACAGCAGGGUAUAGGAGUGGAAUUCACAGGUGUUCGCAGGGGAAUUCGAUGAUGGUCACAGCACUACGGCACAGACGCCAGGCUUUGUUGGCCAAGGCAUUGCACUUUUGGUUUGAGAGGAGCUCAAAAGGGCAAAUAAAGCUGGAGGAGAAGAGACAUCGGGCUGAAAUAGAGAGACGAAAAGAAGAGGCCAGGCUAAAGAGACAGGAGGUAAAAAGGCGUCUCCUUGAAGAACUUGCAAAUACACCACCCAGGAAAAGUCCCCGCUUGCUCUCACACGCGAACAGGGAACGCUUUAUUCCCCGUAAAUUCAGAAACAUGACAACCAGUAGCCCCACUUCUAAGCGAGAGGCACGCAGAUGCUUCAAUCAACUGUAUUCUAUAAAGCCAACUAUGACCCCAGGAGUGACCGGGCUUAGAAAUCUGGGAAAUACAUGCUAUAUGAACUCUAUCUUGCAAGUGUUGAGUCAUCUUCAGAAAUUUAGGGAGUGCUUCCUCACCCUUGACACCUGCGAGAAAGAGGAGCUAUUGGCAAAAACUAGCACCAAUGGCAAGAACUGUGUGGGAUGGCAUGAUGGUAGAGGAGGACACCUCCCCAUGGGACCAAAAUCAAAUGGGGAGUCGUCCAUAAAAAAAAGUCUUGAAUUGAUCCAAGACAAGGAACCCAGUACCAAGGAACUGUCCCUAUGCCAUGAGUUACACACCCUUUUCCGGGUGAUGUGGUCAGGAAAAUGGGCACUGGUUUCACCAUUUGCCAUGCUGCACUCUGUUUGGAGUCUGAUCCCAGCUUUCCGGGGUUAUGAUCAGCAAGAUGCCCAGGAGUUUCUUUGCGAACUGUUAGACAAGGUGCAGCAAGAACUAGAGUCAGAAGGCAGCGAACGUAGGAUACUUAUCCCUAUAUCUCAGAGGAAGCUCACUAAACAGGUGCUGAAGGUAGUGAAUACAAUAUUCCAUGGACAGCUUCUUAGCCAGGUCACCUGUCUUACGUGCAGCUAUAAGUCAGACACAAUAGAACCCUUCUGGGACCUGUCUUUAGAGUUCCCUGAACGCUACCACAAUCUAGAUAAGGGGAUAGCUCCUCUUAUAACUACUGAAUGCACACUUACAGAAAUGCUGGCCAAGUUUACAGAGACAGAGGCACUGGAAGGAAGAAUCUAUGCUUGUGAUCAAUGUAACAGCAGGAGGCGAAAGUCAUCUCAGAAACCAUUAGUGCUGAGUGAAGCAAAGAAACAACUUGUGAUCUUUAGACUACCUCAGGUCUUGCGGCUACAUCUGAAGCGCUUCAGAUGGUCUGGACGGAACCACAGAGAGAAGAUUGGAGUCCAUGUUUUAUUUGACCAGGUGCUAAACAUGGAGCCAUACUGUAAAGGUGUGCUGCCAUCAUCGGACACAGGGUCCUACCUUUAUGACCUCUCUGCAGUAGUGAUGCAUCAUGGUAAAGGCUUUGGCUCAGGGCACUACACUGCAUUCUGUUAUAACACAGAGGGAGGGUUCUGGGUUCACUGCAAUGAUUCCAAAUUGAACAUGUGCACUGUGGAGGAAGUAUGCAGGACGCAGGCUUACAUCCUUUUCUACACUCAGCGGAGUGGUGUGCAAAACCACAACACUAGCAAUGCAGGGAUCCCUGAGCUCCCAUCCCCAUCUGAGGCUCCAUGCAGUCCCCAAGAUUGCAGACAGCAGAAUAUUAUCCCUUGAUAUUUCCAGCAGUGGUCUAAUAUAUACUAGUCUUUUUCCCUUUUGACCAAAUCUUAGCUGUGGUUUAUUAAUCUUGUUAGUAGCAACAGAAGGCUUGUAUUUUGACCCUCACAAGGGCAAAUUGAGAUUGGCUAGCACUGUCCUCCCCACUUUUGUCACUGCUAAGGAUGCGCUGUAUGGUUAUAUCUAGCUUAGUAUGAAUUUAUUAUAACCGGAGUGUGACAACUACUUUUCAGAAGAUCUUUUGUUUUACAAACACAUCUACAGCAGCUGCAUUAUAAGCCGUAUCUGAAUGUUUACCUAACCAAGGACUGUAUCAAGUAGCCUACCAUUGGUGGAUAGUUUCAGGGGUCUGCUUUUCAUAGCAGUCCUACAUGUAAUAAAGGGUUUAUUUAAAAAAAGAAA